AUGAUCGUCGGGUGCCCCAAAGAAGUCAAGCCCCAGGAGGGCCGAGUGGGACUCCUGCCUGCAGGCGCUGCUGAACUUGUCCGAAAUAAACAUAAAGUGUUAAUUCAAAAAGGGGCUGGCGAGUUGGCGGGGGCGCCGGACGAGCAGUACAGCCUGGCGGGCGCGGAGUUGGUGGAAACUGCAGCAGAAGUCUUCGCGCGCGCAGACCUUAUAGUCAAAGUGAAGGAGCCGCAGCCGGAGGAGUACGUGCACGUGCGCGGGGGCCAGGUGGUGUUCACGUACUUCCACUUCGCCUCCAGCCGCAGCCUCACGGAGGCCAUGCUGCAGAGCCAGGCCGUCUGCAUCGCCUACGAGACUGUGGAGGAGCCGGGGCGGCGGCUGGUGCUGCUCGAGCCCAUGUCCGAAGUCGCAGGCCGCAUGGCCAUCCUCGAGGGCCUCCACCACCUCCGCAGCUGCAGCGGCGGGAAGGGCGUGCUGCUGGGCGGCGUGCCCGGCGUGCCCCGCGGCAAAGUGCUCAUUCUGGGCGGCGGCGUGGUGGGGCUGAACGCAGCAAAAGCUGCAGCGGGAAUCGGCGCCACUGUUGUCAUUAUGGACUGCAACUUCACCAGACUCCGCUUCUUGGACGACAUUUUGCCGCGGAACUGCACGACGCGGUACUUCUCGGAGGCGGCGCUGGUGCAGGAGCUGGGCGACGCGGACCUGGUGGUGGGGGCGGUGCUGCUGGCGGGCUGCAAAGCCCCGAAGCUGCUGCGGAGGGAACACCUGAAACGCAUGCAGCGCGGCAGCCUCGUGGUGGACGUGGCGGUGGACCACGGCGGCUGCUGCGAGACGAGCCGCGGGACUUCGCAUGCAGCGCCCACCUUCGAGGUGGAGGGCAUUCUGCACUACGGCGUGGCCAACAUGCCGGGCGCAGUCCCGGUGACCGCCACUGCGGCUCUCGCGAGCGCCACUCUUCCUUACGUGUUGCAAAUUGCCAACUUCGGCUGGGCGGAGGCCUGCAGCCGCUGCGAGGCGCUCCGCAAGGGGCUCAGCGUCGCCCGCGGCAGGGUCUUGCACGCCGGCGUCGCCGCGACGUUCAACUUCCCGGUUUCCUCCUUUGAGGACGUUUCCGCGGCGCAAAGCAACCCCACAGUCAGUGCUUAG
Eimeria tenella is the source of this 1143-nucleotide messenger RNA. RefSeq names its product alanine dehydrogenase, putative. The record is from RefSeq and is a predicted model, not a curated record. Bases 1 to 1143 code for a protein of 380 amino acids. Lineage: Eukaryota; Apicomplexa; Conoidasida; Eucoccidiorida; Eimeriidae. Gene Ontology annotation, cellular component: plasma membrane. Gene Ontology annotation, biological process: L-alanine catabolic process. Gene Ontology annotation, molecular function: L-alanine dehydrogenase (NAD+) activity. The transcript is spliced from 3 exons.